AUGUCCCCAGUCUUGCUGUGGACGGGGAAGGUUGGCGAUGCGUCUGUGUUCCGUGUCUGGGGAUCUCGGGCGUUUGUCCGCGACUUGUCUGCGGACAAGCUGUCCCCUCGUGCUGCUCCCUGUGUCUUCCUUGGCUUCCCCACUGACGCCCCAGGAUGGCAGUUUUACCACCCCUCCUCUCGUCGUGUUCUGUCCUCCCAGGACGUCACGUUCGACGAGUCAGUCCCCUUCUACCGUCUCCUCCCCUACCGCACUCCUUCCCUCCCCCCUCCCCCGGACUUCCUUGUGCCGGUAGACGCCGUUGACCCGGUCGAGGUUACUGGUGACUCUGGUGCUGCUGCGGGUGCUGAGCCUGGGGGUGCUGACUCUGGGGGUGCUGUGCGCGGGGGUGCUGAGCCUGGGGGUGCUACUGCUGGGGGUGCUGGGCCUGAGGGUGCUACUGCAGAGGGUGCGGAGCCUGGGGGUGCUGAGCCGGGGGGUGCUGUGCCUGGAGGUGCUGGGUCUGGGGGUGCUGGGUCGGGAGCUGCUGAGCCUGGGGGUGCUGAGCUGGGAGCUGCUGAGCCUGGGGGUGCUGCGUCUGGAGCUGCUGAGCCUGGGGUUUCUCCUGCUGCUGCGUCUCGCCGGGAGCCCCUCUCUCCACAGGAGCUGCGCGAGUGGUUCGCUCGCCGCUGGAGGCGUGCUGCUGAGUCUGGAGGUGCUGCUGGAGCUGGAGCUGGAGCUUCUUCGACCGUCGAGGGUGUGGGUGCUGCCGGUCCCGGAGCUGCUGGACCUGCGGGUCCUCCUGGAGCUGGAGCUGCUGAGGGCGUUCGUGCUGAGCCUGCUGCUGUUGGUCCUGCCGCUGGAGGUGUGGGUGGCGCUGGUGCUGUAGCUGAGGGUGCUGGUGCUGUCCCUGCUGAGUCUGGAGCUGCCGCGCGGCCUCGGCCGUACUUCGUUCCGCUCCUGCAGCAGGUUCUUGGUCUUUCUCCUCCAGUAGAGGGUCCACCACCUGUCCAGUCGCAGUCCCUACUGGAGCCUUCCUCUCCACUGCCUGCUCCCUCUCCUUACACUGGUCCUACUGGAGGUCUUGCUGAGCGUCGUGAGCCUGCGUCUCGUCCCGCGUCGCCUGUUCGUGCUGCUCGCGCUAGUGGUCGCAGUUCGCGUCAGCGUCCUCCUCCUGUCCCUGGCACGCACCGGAUGUCUCUGCGUCCGUCCACUGCUCCUCUGCGUGCCCCUUUGCCUUCUCCUCCGGAGUCCUCUCUUCCUGCGCUUGCCGACCCUGAGUCGGACUCUCUUCGCGCUGCGAGUCCUACUGUCACGCGUCUGCUUGCUACUGUCGUCACUGACCCCUCUUUUGAGUCCACUGCUGCGUCUGCUCUAGUCGCUGAGCUCGUUGACUUUGCUGCUCGCUGUCGUCUCGACUACGCUGCUAGUCUUGUUGCUGAGUCUGCGUCUGUCUGUCCUCCGUCCGUCGGGGGUGAGUGUGCUCUUGGCACGGACGUCCUAGAGGACAGGCAGGAGGAGUUACAGUGUCUAGCGGCUGCUUCACCUCAUCUCGCGUCUGUACUGCUUGCCCCUGAGGGAGACCCGGAUGCACUAGACAUCCCGACUCCGCGUUCUUACGCGGAGGCCGUAGAGGGUCCCUACUCCUCUCAGUGGCAGGCAGCUAUGGAUGCAGAGAUGGCUUCCUGGAAGUCCACAGGCACCUACGUUGACGCGGUUCCCCCUCCUGGGGCGAACAUCGUCAGUGGCAUGUGGAUCUUCAGGGUGAAGCGGCCGCCGGGCUCUCCACCUGUCUUCAAGGCACGGUACGUUGCUCGUGGCUUCAGUCAGCGGCAGGGAGUUGACUACUUUCAGACCUUCUCUCCCACCCCGAAGAUGACUACUCUUCGGGUGCUGCUGCACAUAGCCGCUCAGCGCGACUACGAGCUUCACUCUCUCGACUUCAGCACUGCGUUCUUGCAGGGUAGCCUGCACGAGGAGAUCUGGCUUCGCCGUCCACCUGGCUUCACUGGGACUUUCCCUCCUGGCACCCAGUGGAGCCUCCGACGGCCAGUCUACGGUCUCCGCCAGGCACCGCGUGAGUGGCACGACACACUGAGGACUACGCUUGCGGCUCUUGGGUUUGCUCCUUCUACUGCAGACCCGUCGCUGUUUCUUCGCACCGACACUUCCCUGCCGCCGUUCUACAUCCUCGUGUACGUCGACGACUUGGUCUUUGCCACAGCGGACACUACUGGACUCGCCUACGUGAAGUCCGAGCUGCUGAAGAGACACACGUGCACAGACCUGGGUGAACUGCGCAGCUACCUUGGCUUGCAGAUCACUCGGGACAGAGCACGCCGCACCAUUACCUUGACUCAGUCACACAUGGUGCAGCAGGUCCUUCAGCGCUUCGGCUUCACGUACUCCUCGCCUCAGGCCACUCCUCUGCCUACUCGCCACUCACUCUCAGCUCUGCCUUCGGAUGAGUCCGUAGAGUCGAGUGGUCCGUAUGCAGAGCUUGUUGGCUGCCUCAUGUACCUGAUGACCUGCACACGACCUGACCUUGCAUACCCUCUGAGCAUUCUUGCACGCUAUGUUGCUCCUGGGAGACACAGACCGGAGCACAUGGCUGCAGCGAAGAGGGUAUUGCGCUACCUGUGCAGUACGUCGGGCAUGGGGCUAGUGCUUGGAGGGCGGAGUCCAGUGGUCCUUACCGGCCACGCGGACGCUUCUUGGGCUGACGACCAGGCUACGCAGCGGUCGUCACAGGGUUACACCUUCAGCCUUGGUUCCGGCUCUGUCUCGUGGCGGUCUACUCGCUCGUCUUCGGUUCUCGGCUCCAGUUGUGAGGCUGAGAUCUACGCCGGGGUCAUGGCUGCACAGGAGCUUCGCUGGCUCACCUACCUGCUGACUGACCUUGGAGAGCCGCCUCGUUCUCCUCCAGUGCUGUACGUAGACAACAAGGCUAUGCUGGCCUUGUGUCGAGAGCAGCGCUUGGAGCACAGAACGAAGCACAUUGCUCUCCGCUACUUCCUUGCUCGUGAGCUGCAGCAGCGUGGUCAGUUGCGACUUGCGUACGUGGCCUCUGAGGCCAACACUGCUGAUGUGUUCACCAAGGCACUCGCGCCUUGUGACCAUCAGCGCUUUUGCACCCAGCUGGGUCUUGUGCCUGUCUUGCCUCACUUGCUCUCCUCUUGA
Messenger RNA from Closterium sp. NIES-65, 3159 nucleotides. The record is from the annotation of a GenBank genome assembly. NCBI's taxonomy places the organism in Eukaryota, Viridiplantae, Streptophyta, Zygnematophyceae, Desmidiales, Closteriaceae.